GUCACCUGUUCCCUUUACUGAAAGUAAGUGCUCACAGCCCCUCCGCCCUCCUCAGGACGCCCAGGCACCUCCCCAUCCUCUGCUCCCUCAGCACAGAGAGUUCCUGGGAGGCUCUCCAUCCUGCUCACUAACCUGACAGGAGAGUCUGCCCCAGGUGGAACAGCCUCCUGCCCAGAGCCUUUCCAGCCCAGAACACUGCCCUCCAGUGUCCUCUGGCCUUGCCUGGUACCUGGUUUCCAUGACAGUUUGAAGGAGGUGAGGAGCCUGCAGUGGGCCAGCACAGAGCCAAGGAGAACAUUUGAGACUUUGGCCUUGUCCCCACCAGCCAGGAGCCACUGGUGUGGGUGCUCAGAAGGGCAGCUAUGAAGAACAUGCCCUUUGGGAUGAACCAGCUGAGUGGAAUCCCAUCCAAGUCAAUCUAAGCCUCAGUUUUCCCGUGUGAACAACGUGGAUGGGGCACCGGGCGGAUGACAGCGGGAACGGUUGUGAUCACUGGCGGGAUCCUGGCGACGGUGAUCCUGCUCUGCAUCAUCGCUGUGCUGUGCUACUGUCGCCUCCAGUACUACUGCUGCAAGAAGAGCGGAGCGGAGGAUGCAGACGAGGAGGAGAAGGAGGAGGAGGAGCACGGUCUCCCCCCACGACCCAGAGGCCCCACCUGCAAUGCCUGCAGCUCCCAAGGCGUGGACAGCUGCGGCAGCCUGGCCCCUCUCGCCAACAGCGAGCCGUGCGGGGCACCGGGCAACCACUGCACCACCUGCUCCCCUUACAGCUCCCCCUUUUACAUCCGGACGGCUGACAUGGUGCCCAACGGGGGAGGGGGCGAGAGGCUCGCCUUCGCUCCCGCGUACUACAAAGAAGGGGGACCCCUACCCCUCAAAAUGGCAGCGCCCCAGAGUUACCCAGUGACCUGGUCAGGCUCUGGGCAUGAGGCCUUCACUAAUCCAAGGGCUAUUAGUACAGACGUGUAACCCCUUCGACACCCCUCCCCACCACCACAACACACGCGCACACGCUGCCACCCCAGCAGGAGCAAAGUGGGCAUUGGCCUCCCCGCCAACCUCUCCCCAGCAGCCCCAUAACGACUCUCCUUGGGCUUCUCUUGCCCCACAGUGGAAGAACCACCCAAAUUCAGGAGUGCUUUGAGAACCAGGGCAGGGCUAGGCUCCAACCGCGUGGCCUGGAAGCGGGGGCUUUAAUUUCCCCUUUGUCCCUUUAUCUCUUGGGACGCUCCUCUGGCCAGCCCAGCAGCACACCCCGACUCCCAGCUUUCUGAGAGCAUGGGAAAGGAGCCCAAGGGAAAGUGGAGCAAGGCUUCUAGAGGGUUCCACAUUGCUUGCCUGGGAGAAAGGGGACAGAGGGCCUAUUUUGGGAGACCCCGCAGACCUGGUCGCUGCACCCACAGCACUGAUGCCUAGUCCGCUGCGCCCGUCCCCUCUCCUUUCCUCGUGGAACUUGUCAACCUGGAUUUAAAGGCUAUGACAUAAGGUCAUUUGUGGGGACAGCACCCAAAAUGUGAUGGCCUCUCUCCUAGGCUCCCGGAAGUUCUCUUGAUCUGCCGUAGGAGCCAGCUCCCCCUGCUGGAGGAUGCUUUCUAAGUUUCCUGGCCAGAGUUUGAGUCGCUUAGCGGUCGAAAUCUUGCUGAUGGUUGCCUGGACCUACCACAUCGAGUUCAGUUGCAAGAUGUGUCACCCACGUCAACACCAGCAGACACUAGGGACUUUGCCACCUUCAAGGGCUGCAAAGUAGAGGGGGCUCAGAUGUACAACUAGCAAGACAAAUCUCACCUGCAGUCAACACAAACCAAAAGGGGAUGAAGGUGCCCAAUGCCCAUAGCAACCAGCUGGCUGGUACAGGAAGAGCCCAGGAGCUCCGAGGGGCACUGCUGCGGCAGCUGCUGAAGUCACAUCGACCCCUCCAGAAGCCAGGCUUUCUGCCAGGCAGCCAUCGCUGAAGCCAUAGGCCACAGCAUCCCACCAGAGCCAGAGGGCUUUGACUUAGCAAUCGGAUUCCAUGUUGGCUGCCCCUUACCCUCCUCCCUGUGCAACCCCCACCCCAACAUGCACACAAACCUUCUGGAAAUGGAUCCCUUAUUGCUCUCAUCUUAGCCCCACAUCCAAUGCUCAUUUCCCACUUAUAACUCACUUAUAACUCAGCAGCUGCCUUGUGCUUCUUAAGUAAAUGUGUCUACUGAGUUUUCCAGUUCCCUCUGCCCCCAGUCCUCCUCUAAGAUAUACCAACCCUCUCACCUACUCCUGAGUCUGAGGGCUGCCGGGGCAGCCAGGGAAGGGGCUGUUUUCUUUCACAAAGGGCAUGGGGCAGUGGGCUGUGGGGUGGGAGAAGGAAUUCGCACCUUUAUACAUCACUCUGGUCUAGGCCUGUAGGAGUCUACUGUAGGCCCACUGGCUGGAGGGGCCAAAGGAACCCCAAGGGUGCUGUUGGGCAGUAGUUUGCCAGCUAACCACAAGGUUGGUGGUUCAAGCCCACCAGCAGCUCUAAAGAAGAAGGAUGAGUUGAUCCGCUCCUAUAAAGAUUUAUAGCCAGAGAAACCCUCCCAUGGCCGUUGUCCAUGGAAUCCACUCCAGGGUAAUGGGUUUGGUUUGGUUUGGGGGUGGAGGGUCAGAGGGUCUGGGCUCUGGUCACACUUGGGGGAUGUGAGUUAAGGGACAGAAUACACGAUUAGCAAGCAACCCCAUUUAACUCUCUGCGACAGCAAACAUGUUUGUCUUCCCCUCCUGCUGAAUGAACCCAGAGGGUAACCUUGUCAAAAAAAGGCAGAGGGAGGUAGUGAAGUCCCAAAGCAGAGGGGGCAGCUGAGGACAGUGACUUCCCCACACUCCAUCCCCCCACCAACCCUCACUUCACAUGCCCGGCUGGGCCGGGCAGGCCUCACCCUCCCUGACCAAGGGUCAGUCCUGUGUCCUGCUCCCUGGAAUUCCAGUCAAUGAACCACAGCAGCCAUGUCCUUCCUAGUCAAAAUGCCAUCUUGCCUGUCUGUGGAAAGUUCAAGACAGCCCACUUAAUGAUCCCACACUUCUUAUCCCUGACUUAUGAGGGUUCCCAGUGCCAAUCACCUGUGCUUGUAGCUUCCCAGCCCAAAUUAUGUCAGCCCACAAAUAAAAUCUGGGGUUUGAAGCGAUUGUGGGUCAGGCUCUCCCACACACAGACCCACCCUGCCUUAGCACUCGGGCCCCACCCUGGGCUCAAGCCGGCCUGCCCACCGGCCUCGCCAGCAAUGGAGGCCCACCCUGUGAAGGAUGGAGCUCACCCCACUCAACCACACUGUACUUUUUGUAGCUGCGGAGUCUGUCCUAGGGGACACAAUUUGUACACUUUCCGCAAACUGCACCAUAAACAGGAAGAGGAGGAGGUGGGACUGUGGGACACGUGGUCCCCUCUGCCAUCUUGUCUCCAUCUCCAUUUCACUUCUCCUGCUUCUGAGUUUUCGUUUCUUGUCCCGCAUCUUUGAUAACUUGGAGUUGCCACCAACUGAAUGUCAAAAAUAAAUGAGGAAUUUGAAA
Echinops telfairi (small Madagascar hedgehog) is the source of this 3518-nucleotide messenger RNA. It is a transcript of the gene FAM163A, whose product is annotated as family with sequence similarity 163 member A. The coding region runs from base 468 to 968 and encodes 166 amino acids. NCBI's taxonomy places the organism in Eukaryota, Metazoa, Chordata, Mammalia, Afrosoricida, Tenrecidae. The record is from RefSeq and is a predicted model, not a curated record. The transcript has 3 exons.